AUGUUAUCAAUCAAGCAAACCAAAGUCAUCGAGCGUUCCCCCAGCUAUGAUGCUACCAGUCCCCGCCCUGCAAAUCUGAGAUAUGUCUACCUCGUAACUGCUUUCGUAUCCCUGGGAGCAUUCCUCUUUGGUUAUGACCAAGGUGUGAUGGGAAUUAUAGUGGCUGAUGACCGCUGGAUCCAUCUCAUGAAGCCAGCCAAUUCUUGGGUCACGGGUGCUGUCGUGUCCUUGUACGACGUGGGCUGCUUCAUGGGGGCAAUGAGCAUCGGAUAUUUGGCGGACCAAUGUGGUCGAGAACGAACCUUGUCGAUUGCCAGCGUUGUGUUUGUCAUUGGAGCCGUCAUUCAGGCGGCGUCCUAUGACGUCCCGACCAUUACUGUUGGGCGUGUCAUUCUUGGAUAUGGAGUUGGGGCCUGUGCGGCGGGGGUGCCCUUAUAUGUAUCAGAGAUCGCUCCGGCAGGGUUGAGGGGUCGAAUCAUUGGUAUCGAACAGAUGAUCCUGUGCUUCGGUGAGCUUAUCGCCUUCUGGCUCGACUAUGGAUUUGCAUACCUGGACACACCUGACUGGUGGCGCAUACCUUUGGCCAUCCAGAUCAUCCCUGCUGUUGUUCUGGCUGUCGGAUGCUGGUUCUGGGUUCCCCCAAGCCCCCGUUGGCUUGUGCAGCAAGACCGACACACCUGCGCGCGAGAGGUUCUCGCGAGGCUGCACGGAGAUGAAGCCGCGGAAAUUGAGAUGCAGGAAAUUGCCGAGAGAGUCGCAUUUGAGAAGAGGGUUGCAGUUACCAGGUGGAAGGAUAUGUUCACUUGGCCCAUUCUGCGUGUCACGCUCAUUGGAACUGGCGUGCAGUUCUUCCAGCAGAUAACGGGCACCAAUUCUAUCCUAUACUAUACCCCAAGCUUGUACGAGCGUGGCGGGAUCAGCUCUGCCCAUACACGCAACUUGGCGACAGGGGGGGUUGGGAUUGUCUUGUUUGUUUUCGCAUGGAUCCCCAUUUUUAUCUUCGACAGGCUCGGACGGAAGACGUGGCUUCAAAUCGGUGUGAUCGGAAUGAUGGGUGCGAUGAUUGGGAUCACAGUCCUUCAGUGGCAUGCAGAGAAAUACCCGGGCGCGAGCGGCAAUUAUGCCAUAGUCGUAUUCCCGUACUUGUUCUAUGUCUUUUUCAACAUCAGCUGGGGCGUGGGGAGUUGGACAUAUGCCAGCGAGAUCUGGCCGGUUGCGCUACGGGCCAAGGGCAACGCGUUGAGCACCAUGAGCUUGUGGACGGGAUGCUAUAUUGUCGCUCAGGCCAGUCCUCCAAUUGGAGAUGCCAUCGGUUGGGGCUUGUAUAUCAUCUACUCCGGGAUUUGUGUGCUGGCAUUCUUAUUUGUCCGGUAUGCCAUGGUUGAAACGCGGGGGCGCACCUUGGAGGAAAUGAGCCAACUUUUUGGGCUUGAAGAUAAGUUCGCGGCUAGGAGGGGUAUCGAUUUAGCGGCAGCAUCCGAGUCGAAGACUGGGAAUAUUGUGCAUGAGCAGGUGGAGGAAGUGGGCAAGUGA
This is a messenger RNA of Fonsecaea pedrosoi CBS 271.37, 1533 nucleotides long. RefSeq lists its product as uncharacterized. The record is from RefSeq and is a predicted model, not a curated record. Gene Ontology annotation, cellular component: membrane. The coding region runs from base 1 to 1533 and encodes 510 amino acids. Lineage: Eukaryota; Fungi; Ascomycota; Eurotiomycetes; Chaetothyriales; Herpotrichiellaceae. Gene Ontology annotation, molecular function: carbohydrate:proton symporter activity. The transcript is spliced from 3 exons. Gene Ontology annotation, biological process: carbohydrate transport; transmembrane transport.